AGCCUUAUACUUUUCAGCGUUUUCCGACGGUUCUUCCGCCGUUGCUCCGCCGUCAACCUCCCUCUGAAAAAAUCCCAAUUAUUUAAUUUUCAACUUCUUUUUUGCAAAAUUUAACCUUUUUAUUUAUUUAUUUUACAGAUUUGGCCUAAUGGGUCUAUAAGACUUUGGUCAAGAUUCAAGAUCUGGAGCAAAUUUAGGGAUCAAGAACUGAUUUUUCUGAUUUGGGUCUGCUUUGUUUCUAGUCUUUGCACAUAAGAAUGUUUCAACUGUAACUAUCUGUGAGAUUCCUAUAACUAUCUUGGUGGAAAUUGGGUUAAAAUUCAGGAUUUUGAGAUGGAGCCAAAUAUAGAGGAAGCACUACAAGCUAAAGCGAAUGCUGAAAGGAAAUUUGCAGAGAGAGACUUUGUGGGUGCAAAGAAUUAUGCUUUAAAAGCUCAGAUGUUGUGUCCUCAGUUAGAAGGCAUAUCACAAAUGGUAGCAACAUUUGGUGUUCACAGUGCGGCAGAGAUGAAGGUUAAUGGAGAAUUUGAUUUCUACACAAUAUUGGGUAUGGAUCCAUCUGCAAACAGGGCUAAGCUGAAGAAACAAUAUAAAAGGAUGGCUGUGUUACUCCAUCCUGAUAAGAACAAAAGUAUAGGAGCUGAUGGUGCAUUUAGGCUUGUCUCUGAAGCAUGGACUGUAUUGUCUGAUCGUGCUAAAAGAAGUUCUUAUGAUCAGAGGAGAAGUUUAUUUACUCUGCAUACUUCUGGUGUUGGCAACUAUGGUAAUUACUCCAACUCUUCAGCUUCUCAAAGCAGGCACGAUACAUUUUGGACUGUUUGUACCUCUUGUCAGGUUCAGUAUGAAUAUCUUAGGAAAUAUGUGAACAAAAGACUGUCUUGUAAGAACUGUCGUGGGGUUUUCAUAGCUGUUGAAACUGGAUUGGCCCCAGUAAACGGUUCCUAUGCUUUUAGCCCUUGGCCUUAUGCGUCUGAGAACGGAUACAAAAGCCAUGGUUGUGGGGUUACGUAUGUCCCAACAUCGCCUCCUUAUUCUGCAAAUAAUGGGGUACCAGCACAUCAUUCUAAGCGCAGUUCGGAGCAUGUUUCUAAUUUAUCCUUUCAGUGGAGCUCCUUCCCUGGAACUUCUGCUGGAGUUCUGGAUCCGAAUGGGUCAGCCACCGGCUUCAGUUUUACCCAACAGGCAAAUACGAUAGCCUCUGGAAGAAAAGCCAAUGGGAAGCAAGAACUUAUAAAGAUGGCUGGUGUGGUUGCCAGUGGGUCGGUGAGUAGUGAUCAACUGCCCCGCAGACCUGGUAGGCCUCCUAAGAAGAGGAAAAUUGAUGUGGACAGUACAAGUAGUUAUGUGAAUGGCGAAGUGGCUCCAAGAGCUUCUGCAGAAGUCAUAAUGGCUGAUGGAAACGGGAAUGAGAAUUUGAAAAGAAAUCUUAAGCUUCCUGUGCCUGACGUUUCAAUCAGAAGAUGGUCCGCAGCUCCUGCAUUUGAUGCAAGACAGUUAUUAAUCGACAAGGCAAGAACAGAUAUCCGCAAGAAACUGGAAGAGAUCAGGUUGACUUCCGAAGCUGCUGCUGCAGAGGCCGAGAAAGAGAGAAAGGUGCAUGCACAAUUUGGUGAAUCCAGUGAAAGAUCUAAAAGAGCAGGUUUGGGUGUUGCUGCUCAUGAAUCAGAUAUGAGGAAAAGUGGGUCCAUGAUUAUGACAGUCCCAGACUCUGACUUCCAUGAUUUUGACCAGGAUAGAUCAGAGGAUUGCUUCAAGCCGAAGCAGAUAUGGGCUUUAUAUGACGAGGAAGAUGGUAUGCCUCGCUUGUAUUGUCUGAUCCGCCAAGUUAUCUCAGUGCAGCCAUUCAAGAUUCAUAUCAGCUACUUAAGUUCAAAAACAGAUACUGAAUUUGGGCUUGUCAAUUGGUUGGAUUCUGGUUUUACCAAGUCAUGUGGAAAGUUUAGGGCAUUUAACUCUGAUAUUGUUGAGCAAGUCAACAUAUUUUCUCAUCUUCUAAGUAGGGAGAAGGCUGGAAGAGGAGGGUGUGUCCAAAUCUAUCCAAAAAAUGGAGACAUUUGGGCCAUAUAUCGAAAUUGGUCGACCAAUUGGAACAGGAAAACCCCAGAUGAAGUGAGGCACCAGUAUGAAAUGGUGGAGGUCCUUGGUGAUUAUUCUGAAGACUUUGGUGUUUGUGUUGCUCCUUUGGUUAAGUUAGAUGGAUUCAAGACAGUAUACCAAAGAAACACGAACAAGGAUGCCAUCCGAAAGAUUCCAAGAAGAGAGAUGUUGCGGUUUUCACAUCAGGUGCCAUCUCGUUUACUGAAAGGAGAAACAAUGAACUUGCCGGAGGGAUGCUGGGAGCUUGACCCUGCUGCAACUCCAGAUGAUUUGCUUCAAGGAGUUAGUGAUGUACAGGAGGAAAGACCUAUUCAGGUAGAACACUCUGCUGUUUCCGACAUGUUCGAUGGGGCCAUCAUACCUGGCUCGCAGAUUCAAGAAAACUUAAAUGAACAGAAAACCCUGUUUAGACCUUCCACCGAGCUUCCUCAAUCCGUAAGGCAAAUUCAUACCUAUAAGGAACCGAGUAAAGUGGACAAUCUCAACGCUACACCAGGUGAGCAUCUUCGGGCUGUGAUGAAUGAAUAAGUUAAGGUAAAGGCCAAGCAAAAUAGUAGGAAAUUUGAUUCAGAGGUCCUUUUUUUCAUAAUCACUCUAACAGUGUAAUGAGGAUUCAGAUUGUAUAGAUUUAUUUAUACACACAGCGAAGGAUGAUUCUCAAAACAUUAGAUAGGUGGCAGGAUCCAAAGUGAUCUGUAACACUUGUACUCAUUGUUUUAGGUUGCUAUAGGUUUAAGAGCGGCUUUGUACUGAUAACUCUGAUUCGUAUCCUUUACAGAAGUUUUCUGAUUCAUAUCCUUAACAGAAUUUCUUUUUGUUUGUCAAGAACUAUAGUGGACAUUUCUUCA
Messenger RNA from Nicotiana attenuata, 2945 nucleotides. RefSeq lists its product as uncharacterized. Bases 334 to 2625 code for a protein of 763 amino acids. The record is from RefSeq and is a predicted model, not a curated record. The transcript is spliced from 2 exons. NCBI's taxonomy places the organism in Eukaryota, Viridiplantae, Streptophyta, Magnoliopsida, Solanales, Solanaceae.